AUGAAUCAAGGUACUUUGUCAUUCCAAGAUUCAGUAGAUUACAUAUCUCAUUUCGAUCAAGAGGAGAAAGUUGUCAAGGAAUGCCAAAUUUUUCAACCUUCAAAAGCAAAUGAGGUUGAGCACGAGGCAUUUAAUGCUAGAUCAAGUGACAACUCCACACUUAGUCUUAAAAAAUUUUCACCUCCAUCCGAAGAAAUGUCUCAUUCAAAUGCAGUCAGUUCUGAAGUCAAAAAUAAAAAUCACAACUUGGUAGAUUUGCACAAAGAGCACGAAGAUUCAGAAAAAGAAAAUUCAGUCCGAAAAACAAAUCAAGUAUUCAGUUCAGAAGAAAAGGAAAAAAUGACUUCUUUCCCUGUAAACCAGACUUUACUUAGUCAGCCAUCGAUAUUUUUCGAUUGGUUUACUGGCUCUAACGCAACUGUCGUUAAAAAAGACAAAGCAAUUCAGUUUCAGUACCCAUGGAUAUUGCAGUUCCUGAUUAGAAGUGUUUCAGGUUUCUUCAGUGGUUUCCUUUGGGGUUUGUACAUUUCGUUUAUAUGGUUCAUAUAUUUUUUCAUAUCUGAACCUGUAAAGAACGAUUUUUCUGUGUCUAAAGAUAUUAUCUUGAACAUAACUGAAGAUUUAAAAGAGCAUAAGGAUUCAAAUCAUGAAAUUUAUAAAGGUUGGAUGAACGAAUUUCGUGGCAAAUAUCACCCAUCAACUUAUCAUGUAAAUGCUUCUCAGACUGUUCUUGUAUGCCUUGAUGGUAAUUUGUUGCGCGUUUCACGGUUACAACGAACAGUUCUUAAACACGCUUUUCAUACUGAUCCAACACUUGCUCAAGUGAAACCUACAAUUUCUAGCCAGAGUAUUUAUAAUUUGACCGGAGCAAUGGUUACUUUACGACCCAAAAGAUUGGCCAGAAGACGCUGGUGGAGCCGCAAGUAUCCAAUACAUAUUCGCUUAGCUUCUAGUAGUAAUGAAAUAUCGACUCUUUCGCCGUUUCGAAAGUCAUUUUCUGUGAAUGAAGCUGUCGAUAUAUCAAAUUCUGCAUCUGCAUCGUCUGAUGAUGAAUUUAGUAAUAUUCACGUAAUGCGAGGAAUAAUGAAGGGGUCGCCAGAAUUACGCAAAGUAUUGCAUAAAAGUAAAAUGGAAAGUGGUUCUCAAAAGAAUUUCAAGGAACAUUCGCAUUAUAUAUGUGUAAAAAGUGCUCGUGCAAAUUCCAUGGGCUGUAUGCAAUACAGGAAUCAGUGUGAUACAAAAAACGAGAAUCGUAUCAAAGGCCAAAGUUUAUAUCUGUUUGUUCGUAGUGCUAGAGAGAAAGAACGCUGGUUUCAUAAAUUACGAGAGGCUUCCAGUCAGUACAUUGAAAACGCUGCAAAUGUAAUGGUUUCAACAGUUAAUUCUAAAGAAAGUUUGUCUAGACGACGUCUCUCACUUCCCUUAUCAUCUGAUGAAAAUUUGAUCAAAUUAAAUUUGGAGCAUUUUCUCUAUCUGAGCAAUCGCAUACAGUUUGAGAAAUGUAUCAAAGAGGUUAUUAAAACAUCACUUCAAAAAAAAACAAAAGAAACCAGUGGUGCCGUAAAAUAUAUGGAUUUAGGACGUAAUAAGUGGAGUCGUGGGAAAGCAGAUACAGAUUCAGAGCUUGUAAUGUCUGCAAACGCUUUAGCUGCAAGAAUAUUUUAUGAUUUUUGUCGAGAUGCGUAUUGGUGUAAGCAAGUUCAAAAUAAAAUUCAAUCUAAAUUAGCUACUGUUCAUUUGCCAUAUUUUAUCGAAACUUUGGAGCUCUCCAGUUUGGAUCUAGGCACUACAUCACCAGAAAUUGCCGGUGUUUAUGCUCCUGUUUUGGAUGACUGGGGACUUUGGAUCGAUUUUGAAAUGAAGUACUCAGGUAGAAUCCAUCUUUCAUUGGAAACUAAAGUUAAUUUAAUGAAACUGAAGGAAGGGACCCAAAGAAAUGAACUAUGCAGGGAGGCAAAGAAACUGAAAAUUUUCCCUCGUGUUCAUCAUUAUUCAGAUUCUGACUUGCCAGAGUCCCCUGAAAGCAGUCCAGAUGAAGACUUCGGUUCCAAAACAGAAAAAGUUUCCACGAAUAAAGGAAGUGCAGGUAGAAAGUUGUUAAAUGUAGUUGACAAAAUAGUGAACACUAAUAUAUUUCAAGGAGCUUCUGAAUUGAAGCCAGUAAAGAAGGUAAUGGAAGGCAUAUCAUCAACACGAUUGUUGCUUAAUGUUGAUGUAAUUCAUUUGGAAGGUACAAUGACUAUUAACAUUCCACCACCUCCGUCUGAUAGACUUUGGUAUGCGUUCCGUACUCCGCCAAGGCUCUUUAUGAAAUGUGUGCCGCAAGUGGGGGAUAGGUCGGUAGAUAUGAGUGCCGUGUCCAACUGGAUUGACAAUAAACUUCGCUUAUUAUUGGAGAAGAACUUAGUUUUACCAAAUAUGGAUGAUUUGAUUGUUCCUGUAAUGAGUGGUAAUGAACUAUUAAAAAGUGGUUAUAACUGCUGA
Thelazia callipaeda (thelaziosis nematode) is the source of this 2484-nucleotide messenger RNA. NCBI's taxonomy places the organism in Eukaryota, Metazoa, Nematoda, Chromadorea, Rhabditida, Thelaziidae. The record is from the annotation of a GenBank genome assembly.